GCCCUUGAAGCUACUGUUUCAGAUAGCCUUGGCAGUAAGAAGGCUUCCGCUACAGAAUGCGCCUCUCGUACCUCGGGCGUUUUAGAACAUUUUUUCAGGGAUAUAAAGGAUCCUCGGAUCCUCGGCGAUGCAGAGACGGUUCGCGGUCUUCCUUGGAGGAUUCUGCUCGUUUUUCCUCGGCCGGAACUACAGAACGAAAUGGGCAUGUUUCUGCAGUGUAACGCGGAGGAGACUGUCCCCUCGAACAGCAUUUGGGCUUGUCCUGCACUGGCCUGCCUAGAACUCGUGUCUCAGAACAAGCGGACAAAUAACAAGCUACUCAAAUUCCGUCACCUCUUUUCUUACCGGGAAAGCCGUUGGGGCUGCCUUAAUUUCAUUGACUACGGCGAUCUAUUUAAUCCGGAAAAUGGCUACGUUGUGGAUAACACCAUUCACGCCCGCAUUACUACAAAUUGUGGUCACAUCGUUGUCCAGACUGCAGUCCCACGUCCUAUUAAGUCGGAAUCGCACGGCCUCCCUGGAUUUGUUGGCUUGAUAAAUCAGGGUGGAACCUGCCACUUAAACUCCGUGCUUCAGGUCCUCUAUUACACAAAUUGCCUGCGUUCGGCCGUAUUUCGAAUUCCCACUGAGAGCGAUAACAGCAUGACUAGUGUCCCGUUGGCAUUGCAGCGCACCUUCUACCAACUGCAAACCUCUAAGGAGGCCGCGUGUACUGCAAACUUCCCUCAGAUCUCUGGCAUGCAGCACGAUGCCCAGGAGGCGUGUAGAAUGUUGUUAGACAAAAUUGACGAGAAGAUGAAGGAUACAGACCUGAAGGACACAAUAUCGAAACUUUUUGGCGGUAAAAUGUCCCACUACAUAAAAUGUACACAAGUCGAGUAUGAAUCCAGGCGGGAGGAAAGUUUCAUUGACAUUGUGUUAAAGGUCCGCGGCAACAAGGAUAUUUAUGCUGCCUUUAGAGAUUACCUAGAGGUGGAGAUUUUGACUGGAGAUAACAAGUAUAACGCCGAUACACAUGGUCUUCAGGAAGCUGAGAAAGGCGUCCAGUUUAUCAAUUUUCCCCCUGUUCUCCACCUUAACUUAAUGCGUUCUGAGUAUGACUUUCAGGCGGACGGCAUCGUGAAGAUAAACGACCGUUUUGAAUUCCCCUAUGAGCUCAACCUGAAGGAGUAUGUCCCAGAUCCAGCGAAGGCCCAGUACACUGAUUAUUUCCUGCACUCCGUUGUCGUGCAUUUCGGUAAAUUACGUAGUGGCCACUACAGUGCUUACGUGAACCCACUUGGAGACAAUGAAUGGUACUGUUUCAAUGACUCCUCAGUGUCUAAGUGUUCAUCAAAAGAGGCGAUUGAAAUGGUGAGUUGUAAACCGAUUAUUCAUCGUUCCUGUCUUUGUAUGACUAGUUAA
Messenger RNA from Dibothriocephalus latus, 1404 nucleotides. NCBI's taxonomy places the organism in Eukaryota, Metazoa, Platyhelminthes, Cestoda, Diphyllobothriidea, Diphyllobothriidae. The record is from the annotation of a GenBank genome assembly.